Pseudocercospora fijiensis CIRAD86 is the source of this 2762-nucleotide messenger RNA. RefSeq lists its product as uncharacterized. Gene Ontology annotation, biological process: regulation of GTPase activity; signal transduction. Bases 1 to 2193 code for a protein of 730 amino acids. Gene Ontology annotation, cellular component: cytoplasm. The transcript is spliced from 3 exons. NCBI's taxonomy places the organism in Eukaryota, Fungi, Ascomycota, Dothideomycetes, Mycosphaerellales, Mycosphaerellaceae. The record is from RefSeq and is a predicted model, not a curated record.
AUGCCUCGACACCCCAAGCCCUCAGAGCUCGACCUCCAGCCGACGCAGAACGGCGGUAGCGGCUCCGGCUUCAAUGGCCUGCAGACCAGCCACCAGAUCAGCCCCGUGAACCUGCAGGGAGUCGAUCUGGGCUCCUUUGGCGGCGAUUUCCAGCACGACGUGGCCUCCGGGCUGACUCCUCUACCCAAGGAGAUGCCCACAUACUCGCAACCGCAACCGCAACCGCAACCGCAUCCGCAUCCGCAUCCGCAACCGCAAUCGCCGCCGGGCUCGCCGCGACAGCACACUCGGGACACCUCCUUCUUGAGCAGCUUCAAGAGCAAGAAAAGCUCGCCCAAGGAGGACCAGAAAAAGGACACGCGGCAAGGAAAAAAUGAGAAAGAUGACUAUCGACCGAACACGAGCAGUGUGUCCAAGAUAUACCACCUGCGGAACAACCCGGGAAGCACGCCCGAGUUGAGCUUGCUGGGCAGCAACGAGAACAUCCACCACAAGGAAUCGUCAGAAAGCGAGAAGCCGGGAUUAGCAGCGAGACCGCAGCCCACACCGAAGCAGAGUGAAGACAGCACAAACUCGAAGCAGAAACGAAGUAACAACGUUCUUCCAAGAUUUGGAAGAAAGCCAUCACUUCGGAGAGAUUCGAGUUCGAAACCGCGGCCGUCUUUCGCCAACGGAGUACCGAACGGCGAUAGCAAAGCACAAUCCAAGGACUCCUUAGAGGCAGGGCCCAAGACAGCGCCACUGCAUUCUGACUGGCCUGGAUCAGAAGCAAGGAUGAAAGGAAAAGAGAAGGAUCGACGUGGCGCAUCGGCAGAACGUGCUCCAGCACCAGCAGCUGGAAGCGACGAGAAUCUCUCACGCUCCGUGCCCAAAGAUGGCAAGGGAAAGGGUGGAGGAGGUUUCAUGGGGAGAAUGGGGAAGAUGAUGGGCAAAGGUGCCAGACACAUUCUGGACCGGACACCAAGCAACGAUGGCAAGAUUCCAGACAGCGAGUAUGUGAUCAAGAAGAUCAAUCUGCCACUCGUUGAGCAGACCCGCGCGACACGAAUCAGCAAAGAUUUGGCCUCUUGCAGAGACAAGACUGAGUACUGGAUGCCAGCCCUUCCGUGGAGAUGCAUCGACUUCCUGAACACCAAUUGCGAAGAAGAGGGCCUCUACCGCAUUCCAGGCAGCGGCCCACAAGUCAAGCACUGGCAGCGACGCUUCGAUGAACUAGGGGACAUCGAUCUACUGGACGAAGAAGUUGGCGACACCAACGAAAUCGCCAGUAUGCUCAAAGCCUGGUUCCGAGAACUGCCCACCGAAGUCAUGCCACAGCACCUACAAAAAGAGCUGGCCACUGCUCUCGAGAAAGAGAACCCGAACUACAAGAAUGUCGGCCAGGAAGCGCCACAGCUGCUACGCGAUGCACUGUCGGAGCUUUCACCAUUCAACUACUACCUUUUGUUCGCCAUCACCUGCCAUCUCUCGCUCCUGCUUACGAACAAGGACCGCAACAAGAUGGACCUCAACAAUCUUGCUGUCUGCGUAGGUCCGUGCCUCAACCUCGAUCGCUGGCUAUUCAACUACCUUGUGGGAGACUGGCGUCACUGCUGGCAGGGUUGCUUCACUGAGAAGGAAUACCUGACUAUCGAGAAGAUGAUCGAGGAGGGUCACGACCCAGAGCGUCUGCAGCAGCAGAAGAACGCCGGCGACGAGCAGUCGCUGGACAACAACAGCCUGUGGUCGUCGACUAUCGAUGACCGAUCUAUGCAGGACGAGCGCGCCCUGAGCAGUGGCAGCAGCAACAAGCCAGUCAGCAGCUACGAGUGCAGAUCGAUAUCCCACGGCAAUCUCAACAAUCUGCAUGAUCGCAAGAACGAGAAUAAGAUGCCCCAGACCUACAAGCCCGCUGGCGGCCAAGGUCGGUCGGAUGGAAGCUUCGGUCUCGGCAUGGAGCAAGAUACUCAGCGUCCCUCGACGGCACAAGGCGCAGGUCCGGCCAAUGGCAUGACGGGGAUGAAUGGGAUGAUGGACCAAUCCGGCCCCACAAGCAAGUCUCGCUCGAACAGUCACACUCCUAAAAUCGGAACAGGCCACAAUCGCAGCCGCAGCGACGUGCCAAUGACGCCGGUCAAGAGCAAUGCAGAUUAUGGCUAUCCAGUGCGUCCGCCAUCACGUCCAGUCAGCAGACAGUCGAUGCGUCGAGGCUGAGCUGUAGACGGAUGCAAAAGGCCAAUCAAGCCUCUUGGUUCACGAUUUCAGCGCCGUGUCGCCUUUCACGUAGGGGCAUUCGUUUCCACUCUCGACCAUACUCUCUGUCAACUUCUACCAUUCCGUCCCAACGGCUUCGAAGCACUGGGUCGGCAUGGAAACAUGAGCUCAAUUUCUCUGAUACCCCACUUGUUGCACUUGCGGUGGAGCAAAAAGGCGUUGACACAAUACCCACUCAUCAUCACCACAAGAUCACACUAUCGUGGUCCUUGACGAGGCCACCACCGAUAGAUAGCUGGAGGUCAUAUCUCAACAAGGACAGUCAAUGCGGGAGCAAAGGCGCUGGGCGCGAAUAACGGACGGCAUGCUUCUCACGACAGCUUCACGCGCGUUUUGACUUGGGAGGUGGGAAAGCGCGACGUGAUACCUUACCCUUUCUUUGCUUUACCGGUAACUGAGGCUACGAGAGCCUGUGUAUGAAUAGUAGCUUAGAGCGAUGGAGAGAUGAAUUGAAAUGUAACAUCAGGCCAACUUCUUCCGUCGAUGCUUGGAGAAGGCGACAUGUGACG